AGGAAACGUAAAUAGUGCUAACAUGGAGAAUCGUAUACCCUGCUUUGUCGCUGGUAACAAAGGCUACGUCUGGGACGCAGACGGCGCUAUGCGUCUUCGCAAGCAGCAUCACAUAAUGGGCUGUCUUGUUGGGAGCGUUGCACAAUUCAAGAACCAAAACGAUGUCAAGCACCUGCCGUUGGAGCUCAGCGCUGAUGAAGUGACGCUUGCAGUACGACAAGGCUGGAUCGAGCUCUUUCCAGAGACCUCGACACCUGUAAGGGCCGCAGCAGCAGCGGCCGCUGCCGCCGAAGCAGCAGCAGCAGCAGCGGGAGAACGCAGCAAUGCUUGUGCAGGCGGCGGUGAUGGUCGCUUCGGCCGCCGUGCCCUUCCUCCCGACCCCGAUUGGGAGGAUGCCUACCACGAGUACUACUCGCAGUUCGACCCACGGGUCGGCUUCACGGGUCGCCGCCUACCUGUGCUAGGCCCCAAACGACGGCGUCUGGCGCCUCCUCGUGCUCUGCAUCCAGAGCAGCAACAACCGCAGCUGCAGGUGGGGACCAUUCAGCAGGAGACGCAACAACCGCAGCACCAAGCGGGGGGGAUCACUGAGCGAGGAGGGGGACAGAAGGAGGCGCAACAAGCGCACCAGCAGAAGAAAGAGGAAUCCGAGUCAGGCACCCAUGCGACCAUGCCGGGGGCAGCGGCAGCAGCAGCAGCAGCGGCUGUGGUGGUGGCUUCUGGCGCACCAGAUCAGUCCGAGGCGGGGUGGCGGGCGGCGCUGGGAUGCGGCGGGUCGUACACACUGCCCCUGACGGCGGCGGCGGCGACGGC
Messenger RNA from Astrephomene gubernaculifera, 813 nucleotides. The record is from the annotation of a GenBank genome assembly. Lineage: Eukaryota; Viridiplantae; Chlorophyta; Chlorophyceae; Chlamydomonadales; Astrephomenaceae.